This is a messenger RNA of Elgaria multicarinata webbii, 1081 nucleotides long. It is a transcript of the gene ZNHIT6, whose product is annotated as zinc finger HIT-type containing 6. Gene Ontology annotation, cellular component: pre-snoRNP complex; nucleus. The coding region runs from base 39 to 905 and encodes 288 amino acids. NCBI's taxonomy places the organism in Eukaryota, Metazoa, Chordata, Lepidosauria, Squamata, Anguidae. Gene Ontology annotation, biological process: box C/D snoRNP assembly; snoRNA localization; maturation of LSU-rRNA from tricistronic rRNA transcript (SSU-rRNA, 5.8S rRNA, LSU-rRNA). The transcript has 10 exons. The record is from RefSeq and is a predicted model, not a curated record.
AGAAGCGGGAGGCUGCAGGCCGGCUGGCCCCGAGAGCGAUGGAAGCGGCGACAGGCGAGAGCGGCGAGCAGGCCCUCGAGAGCCGUAAGCGGAAGAUGUCGCUGCGGAGGUGUGAAAUCUGUAACACGGAAGAAGCAAAAUAUCGAUGCCCUCGUUGUAUGAAAUACUCGUGCAGUUUACCUUGCGUGAAAAAACAUAAAACAGCUUUCAGCUGUAAUGGAGUUAGAGAAAAGACAGCAUUUGUUUCCAUGAAUGAGUUCGAUGAUUUAAAUCUUCUGAGUGAUUAUCGGUUUCUGGAAGAUGUAGGAAGACUGGCUGACAGUGCUGCUCGAGAUGAUACUUCACAUAAACCCAAAACCAAUAAAUUUGUCAACUUUUUGAAAAACAGAGCACGAAGGUACAACAUUUGCCUGCAAACGUUACCAAUUGGAUUCACAAAGAGGCGAGAGAAUUCUACAUUUUUUAACAAUAAACAACACAAGUUCUUUUGGCACUUGAAGCUGAUAUUUCCUCACAGUCAUGCUAAAUUCACAGAAAAAAGGGUGCCAGAUGAUAAGCUGUUGUGUGACAUUCUUAAGCCCUACAUUGAUCCUCAAGAGUCUAAUCCUGUCAUUCAUCAAAGAUUAAAAAUCUACACAAUGUCCCCUCAAUCAGACAUACAAAUUCUAAUGAAAGUAGAAAACAGGCCGCACAGUUCCAUCAGGUAUGAAGAACUAGAUGCCAACAAAGGCCUUCAAGACAAUUUGAAAGGGAAGGUUGUCAUUGAAUACCCAACUUUGCACAUAGUUUUGCAAAAGGUCAAGACAGAUAUGGUGAUUCUUGGCCACGAUGCCAGUAAAUCCAGUAAAGACUUGAUUAAGGAAAGUUCAUCUGAGGAAGAAGGCGAAAUCCAUGAUAGCUCCUGAAGAAGUCAAAUCAGAUGCGCGGUUGGAGCAGCUUUUUACACCUGAUCUUUGAAGAUAUAUUCAACAGAGAUAAUAGUUUUGAACAUCCAUUUUUAAUAAUAUCCCAAAUCUAUAAUUGAUGGAAAGCAUUACAAUGUGUUUAUGUACACGCACCUAAUAAAGAUUAAGGAACCUAA